GCUUGGCAUCAUUUAUCGGGACGUGAAGCUGGAGAACAUCCUGCUCGACAACGAGGGGCACGUGGUGCUGACCGACUUCGGCCUGAGCAAGGAAUUUGUGACGGAGGAUAAAGAACGGACCUUCUCGUUUUGCGGCACCAUCGAAUACAUGGCCCCCGAGAUUGUACGCAGCAAAAGUGGACACGGGAAGUCUGUGGACUGGUGGAGUUUGGGCAUCCUGGUUUUUGAACUCCUGACUGGCGCGUCUCCUUUCACGCUCGAAGGGGAGAAGAAUUCGCAGGCGGAGGUCUCCAGACGGAUCCUGAAGUGCAGCCCACCCUUCCCGUCACUCAUCGGCCACGAGGCCCGCGACCUGCUGCAGAAGCUCCUGUGCAAAGACCCCAAGAAACGCCUGGGCUCCGGCCCGACGGGGGCCCAGGAGAUUAAAGAGCACCCCUUCUUCAGGGCUCUGGACUGGGUUGAACUAGCAGCGCGCCGGGUCAGGCCGCCGUUUAAACCCCUCAUCCGCCACGAGUUGGACGUGCGAAAUUUUGCCGAAGAAUUCACCAGCUUGGAGCCCAUCUACUCUCCAGCUGGGACCCCUCCCAGCCUAGACCGUGUCUUCCAGGGAUAUUCUUUCAUUGCCCCGUCAAUCCUCUUCAACCGUAAUGCUGUGACUGCUGACGUACUUGAGGCAGCGUACGACGGAGAGCGUCCCGGAAGAUCUGCGGUGGCCCGCAGUGCCAUGAUGAAGGAUUCUUCAUUCUUCCAAAAAUACGAGAUGGACUUGGUGGAGCCUCCCCUAGGCGAGGGAAGCUUCUCUGUCUGCCGCCGUUGCCGACAUCGACAAAACGGGACAGAAUUUGCGGUCAAAAUCAUCAGCAAAAGGAUGGAAGUCAACACCCAGCGAGAGGUGGCGGCUUUGCAGAUCUGCGAAACUCACCCGAACAUCGUCAAGCUUCACGACGUUCACCACGACCAGUAUCACACGUACUUGGUGACGGAAUUGCUGAAGGGCGGAGAACUCCUGGACCGCAUCAAGAAGAAACAGCACUUCAGCGAGUCGGAAGCCAGCCAGAUCAUGCGCAGCUUGGUCUCCGCCGUCAGUUUUAUGCACGACUCGGGCGUGGUGCAUCGGGACCUCAAGCCCGAGAAUAUUCUCUACGCAGACGAGUCGGAGGGCGCUCCCGUGAAGGUGAUCGACUUCGGCUUUGCCCGCCUCUGCCCUCAGAACUCGCAGCCCAUGCAGACCCCCUGCUUCACCCUCCAGUACGCGGCCCCUGAACUUUUCCAGGACGGGGGUUACGACGAGUCUUGCGAUCUCUGGAGCCUGGGGGUGAUCUUGUACACUAUGCUGUCUGGCCAAGUCCCCUUCCACAGUAGCCAGGAAGGCAGCGCGGCCAGCCAUGCCGCGGACAUCAUGCACAAAAUCAAGGAAGGGCGGUUCUCCCUGGAGAGCGAAGCGUGGAAGAACGUGUCCGAAGAGGCCAAGGAGCUGGUUCGAGGUCUUCUGACGGUGGAUCCGGCCAAGCGGUUGAAACUGUCCAACCUACGCUACAGCGAGUGGCUCCAAGAUGGCAGCGCCCUCUCGUCCACGCCGCUCAUGACGCCGGACAUCCUGGAGAGCUCCGGGCCCGCCGUGAGAACUGGCGUCAAUGUGACGUUUAUGGCCUUCAACAAGGGGAAGCGCGAAGGCUUUUUCCUGAAAAGCGUGGAAAACGCCCCUCUGGCCAAACGCCGUAAGCUCAAGAUGUCCAGCACCGGUGCUGAAGGUCGCCGAAGCAGCAGUUCCUCCUCCUCCUCCUCUUCUUCGGGCUCAUCCUCCCGUCCCCCCAAAGCCAAGAUCCCCACCAUUCGCCACGACCCCCCCUCGUAGCAGCGGGGAGGGGGGGGGGGAGAGAAGGGGCCCGAGCACUGAAAACGCUGGAGGGGGGCAAAGGGGGUAUUUAUUGUCUAUGUUGCUGUCUCGGGAAGCGUCGGGGAGCCUGGCUUCUGUUCCCCCCUCAUUUCCAGCCCGCCAUGAUGUGAUAGCUUCAUUCAGAAUGGGGUUGUGGUUUUUUUUUGGGGGGGGGGGCAGUUCUCUGUCGGAAAGGCAGAGAAAUCCAGGGGUUGUUAUAGGCAAAGAUUUGGGGAGGUUUGGGCCACCCUGUUCGGAUGGCUGGAAAGGGGAACCUUCCCCCCCCUCAAUUUCCAAGCCAAAAUCUACAUCUUGAUUCCACAAGGACGCAGCCAGGGAGAUGUUGCUACUUCAAGUGGGUUUUUUUUUUUUUUAAUGUUGUGGGGGGGGAGGCGGUGUCGUCAUUUUAUUCCCUAACCGAUCUGCUGCAUUUCUGCAUGCAAGGUGGGAGUGAGCUGGCUGGCCCUGGCGGACAAAGGCUGCAGUUUUCCAAGCCACCAGCAGAGGGCAAGCAGUCCUCUCACCCAUGGCCCCCUGGUGGCCAGCUGCGGUUUUGCAAUCCAAACCUGAGAUUAUUUUAAGAGAGGGAUUUGAUUAAGGAUGGGUAGCAUUUAAUUUUUUUUAUUAUUUUUUUUUGUAUAAGCUGUUGAUAGGAAGGGAUUUGUUCCUUCUAAGGCCCAAACCGCAUUCGGGAGAAGAAAAGGAGAAUAUUUCCUCCUGCUACACAGGUAGUCCUCGACUUACAACAGCGCAUUCAGUGACCAUAACAACUUGUGCCCGUUUUUCACACUUGUGAUGGUUGCAGCAUCCCCAUGCUCACACGGCGACGCUUCAAAACGUUUGGCACCUGACUCACACUUACGACGGUUGCAGUGUUUGGCGACCUUCUGAUCUGUCCAUGAGGGGAAAGCCGGAUUCGCUUGACAACCAGGGUUGUAACUUAACCACUGCAGGGAUUCCCUCGACAAUGGUGGCGAGAAAUGUCGUGAAAUGGAAACAUCUCGCUUAGCGACAGAAAAUGUGGGGUUUAAUUGCAGCCGGAAGUUGAGGACUAACUGUACUUUUUUCUUUUUGAUCCCUGUACACUCCUUCUGUCUGAUGCAGAACUUUUUAACGUUUGG
This is a messenger RNA of Pseudonaja textilis, 2997 nucleotides long. Lineage: Eukaryota; Metazoa; Chordata; Lepidosauria; Squamata; Elapidae. The record is from RefSeq and is a predicted model, not a curated record.